AUGGCGACAACGACUGGCCGAGAAACGCGCUCUGCGCACAAACGCACUGGUGACAGAGACACCAACACAGAGAAGCCCAAGAUUGAGGGCAAGACAGACCAUACCCGAUGGCGUCUCAAAGACGACGAUAGUCGACACACCUGGCACUAUCUGACCGAGGAUAGUGAGCUGGAGAAAUGGCCACAGAGCAAUGCAGAAAAGUACUAUCUGGGCUUGCCGUUGGGUUUCCCCGAUUACCCCAAAGCGACGAGUGCCAUCGAGGCAGCGAAUAACGGACUCAACUUCUUCGAGAAGCUCCAGUUGCCGUCGGGCCACUGGGGCUGCGAGUAUGGCGGCCCCAUGUUUCUACUGCCCUGUGUGGUCUGCGCUUGGUAUGCCACCAAGACACCCAUCCCAGAAGCAUAUGCCAUCGAGAUCAAGAAUUACCUUGCCGCGCGAGCGCACCCCGACGACGGAGGAUGGGGCCUGCAUAUCGAAGGCGAGAGCACCGUCUUUGGCACCAGUCUCAACUAUACCGUCCUACGCCUUGUCGGCGUUGACCCCGAGGAUCCAAUCAUGGUCAAGGCGCGAGGCACACUACACAAGCUCGGCGGUGCUCUCUAUGCCCCUCACUGGGCCAAGUUUUGGUUUGCCACGCUUGGCGUCAUGAGCUGGGACACUGUCAACCCCAUCCCGCCCGAGAUCUGGCUCCUGCCAGAUUGGGUCCCAAUUGCUCCUUGGCGCUGGUGGAUUCACAUUCGCCAAGUUUUCCUGCCCAUGGGAUACAUUUACUCGAAGAAAUGGAGCUGCCCCGAGGAUGACAUUAUCCGUGGGUUGAGAGACGAGCUCUUUGUCGAUGCGCACGCGGAGAUCAGUUGGGCCAGCCACCGCAACAGCAUUGCGCCGCAGGACAACUAUCACCCCAAAUCUUGGCUGCUCAACAGCGUCAACUGGGUUAUUGUGAAUAUAUACAAUCCCUACCUUCGACCCAACUUCAUCAAAAACAAAGCAGAAGCGUGGGUCAGCCAGCUUCUGGAUAUGGAGGACCACAACACAGACUACGCAGAUCUCGCGCCCGUUAAUGCGCCCUUAAACACGGUUGUGUGUUACAUCCGAGAUGGCCCCGAGUCAUUCUCAUUCAAACGACACAUCGAACGACUGGAAGAGUUUCUGUGGGUUAAGGACGAAGGCAUGCUUGCCAACGGCACCAACGGCGUGCAGUGCUGGGACACGUCGUUCUCCAUCCAGGCCGUGGUCGAGUCUGGUCUGCAUACGGAUGAGCGCUGGCGACCUAUGCUACUCAAGGCGCUCCACUACCUCGACCGGCAGCAGAUCCGCGACGACUGUGUCGACCAGGAAAUGUGCUACCGGCAGCCGCGCAAGGGCGGGUGGCCGUUCAGCAACCGCGACCAGGGCUACGGCGUCAGCGACUGCAUCGCCGAAGCGCUCAAGGCCAUCAUCCUGCUCCAAGAAACUGAGGGCUACCCGGCCGUGCUCGAAGACCAGCGCCUCUUUGACGCCGUGGAUACGCUUCUGCUGUACCAGAACAGCAACGGUGCCUGUUCGUCGUACGAGGCGCGCCGCGGCGGCGAGUACAUGGAGCUGCUCAACGGCGCCGAGGUAUUCGGCAGAAUCAUGAUCGAGUACGACUACCCCGAGUGCACGACGGCGUGCGUCACCGCGCUCUCACUUUUCCACAAGCAUAGGCCCGACUACCGCGGCGCCGAGAUUACCACCUUUAUCCGGCGCGCCACCAAUUGGAUCCGCACCAAUCAGCGCCCCGAUGGCAGCUGGUACGGCAGCUGGGCCAUCUGCUUCACGUACGCGACCAUGUUUGCACUUGAGAGCAUGGCGCACGUCGGCGAAACGUACGCCAACAGCUACGUUUCCAGAAAGGGCUGCGAGUUUUUGCUGUCCAAGCAGCGUGCCGACGGUGGCUGGUCCGAGAGCUACAAGGCCUGCGAGACCAUGACGUACGUUGAGCAUCCGACGGGCUCGCUGGUGGUGCAGACAGCCUGGGCCCUCAUCGGUCUCAUGGAGGCCGAAUACCCGAACGUCGAGCCGCUCAAGAAGGGCAUCAAGCUCAUCAUGGACCGCCAGCAAGCCAACGGCGAGUGGCUGCAAGAGGCCAUCGAGGGCGUGUUCAACAAGUCGUGCAUGAUCUCGUACCCGAAUUACAAGUUUACCUUUACCAUCAAGGCUCUCGGGAUGUUUGCCAAGAGAUAUCCCAACGAGAAAUUUUAG
Cordyceps militaris CM01 is the source of this 2223-nucleotide messenger RNA. Its product is annotated as lanosterol synthase. The record is from RefSeq and is a predicted model, not a curated record. NCBI's taxonomy places the organism in Eukaryota, Fungi, Ascomycota, Sordariomycetes, Hypocreales, Cordycipitaceae. The transcript has 2 exons. Gene Ontology annotation, molecular function: lanosterol synthase activity. Gene Ontology annotation, biological process: ergosterol biosynthetic process; triterpenoid biosynthetic process. The coding region runs from base 1 to 2223 and encodes 740 amino acids. Gene Ontology annotation, cellular component: lipid droplet.